Molecule: messenger RNA, 1552 nt
Organism: Lolium perenne
Lineage: Eukaryota; Viridiplantae; Streptophyta; Magnoliopsida; Poales; Poaceae
Source: RefSeq, a predicted model, not a curated record
CGAGCCCACCGACAUGGGCCGCAGUGGCCCAGGCGAAUCGGGGGAAGGAUCUGGAAACUGGAGUCGAACCCAAACCGACUCCAGUCCCCGAUCGAACCCGACUCGCACCACAACCGCCUCUAACCACAUGCUCCUCCUAGUCCCCUCCGUAAACCCUCCCAUUCUUCCUGCGAUUUCAUUUCGAUUCCUCCUCAGCGCGGCGAUGGACGGAGGAGGCCAUCAGCGCGGGCUGCGGCGGCGCGGUCGGGGAGCUGGUGGCGCGCCUCGCCAGGGACCUAGAGCCGGCGUGGCGGUUGCGGCCCGAGGUGGCGGAGGAGGCGCCGCGCGCCAGGGCGGUCGCGGCGGCGGCCGCGCUGGGCCAGGUGGCCGCGCCAGGAACGGCAACGAUGCCCAGCCUCGACCACGGCCUGCCGCGCCGCGCCCGAGGGCACCCAGGGCUCCUGCGCCACGCCACAGGGUUUGUUCUCGUAAUGAGCUAGUUGGGCUAGAUCUACUGAAUUCCGACAAUAAGGAAGCUCUAGGCCCCGUGAGGUUUUGCUUCAUGCAUGCUGGGGUUGGGUUGUAACUAGGAUUCCCAAGUGUGGAACUAGUUUUCAAUUCGUGCUGGUUGUUAGUGAUUUCGCCAGAGAAAUUAUCUACUGCUUGCUCCUGAAGGAUUGGUGGGCCAGUAUCAAGUAUGUCAAUACUGGGGGCCUAAGCAUGGAGGCUUACGAAGAUCAGCUGGAUGAAUCUCUGGCUCGUAACCCGAGGGUUGACAUGGAGGAGCUUGCCGUUUAUACCAUGGAUGAUGGGCACUUGGAGCAGGGUGCAGUUGUGGCACGUCUUAUCACUGAUGCAAAUGACGGCUACAGGAAGUUGGCUCUCUCUCGCAAGAUAUUACUCGACAUGUACAUCAAGGGGAAGUAUGGCACCCUGGAGGCUCAGUUUUGGCGCAAGAGCGUGCAAUCGCAGAAGAAUGACCUCGAGUACAUCAUCGACUCUCUCGAGAAGUCCAAGAAGAACUUCAGGCCCAUGCCAACAGUGUUCCUGACAAUGCCUGAACUUCUGCCCAAGGAGAAGAAACAUUAGGUUCUGCUGCUAUUGUUGAGAGGAAAGUCUUCAGAUCUUUUGGGGUUGGAAAGCUUGUGUGAAUCGUGAGAAGGCCAGGUUACAACAUUGUGUUGUCUUGAAUUCUUUUGGAGCAUAUGCUUCGCUGGAUGCUUCAUAUAUGAUGUGUUGAACUUGUGGGUUUCUGAUAUGUUGAUUGCAUGUGGGAGAUGGCAUGCUGUGUAGUAUUGAUGAUAUGAAGAGUUAAUCCCCUUGGCCCCUAUUUCAGUAUGCUUUAUAAUGUGUGUAGUUGUACAUUGGCUUGAUGCUGUGAAGAGUUAAUCCCCUUGGCCCCUGUUUCAAUAUGCUAUAUAAUGUGUGUAGUUGUUCAUUGGCUUGAUGCUGUGAAGAGUUAAUCCCCUUGGCCCCUGUUUCAGUAUGCUUAAUAAUGUGUGUAGUCGUACACUGGUUUGAUGCUGUGAAUAUUUAGCAAUAUAUGCUCUGAUGGUUUUAGACAAUAAUUUAA